AUGGCCGACUCGUCCGCACAACCUCAGCAACUCCUGAGGAAACAUUCGCUGCAGUACUCGUCGUCCUCGCUUGGCUACCAAUCACCGUCAUCCCAAGGCCCGCCCAAGCUACGCAGAAGCGCCUCGGCUGCCGUCCGCUCCCAGUACAACACGUCGUCGCACACGACCAAUCAAUCUCGCAGACCGACCAAUCCCACUCUCGCGCGCGACCUGUCCGAGCCUGAGUUGCGCUCUCAUAACGGUCUUUCUUACAACCACCUUUCCAACCUCGCCGAGCACGCCGCCGACGAGAACCCCCAGCUGCGUGUCGUACCGCCGGACGGUGCUGCUCGUCCGGACUCCAUCUCGCUCUUCAGCGCCGCAUCGCACUCCCACUCGACCUCUCCCUCUCCAGUCGGCUUAUCUGCACCCCCUNNCUCUGCAAACGCGCAAACUCUCCCUGCUCAGCCAAAACGCCCGUCCAUCUCUCUCCGAUCACAAACCGCUGGCUCCCGCUUCAACUCGCUGCGUCAUUCGACCAGCUUCCGGCUCACCCGCAACAAUUCAUCCGCUGGCCCUAUGGACAGCCUGUCGCCCCGUCCGGAGAGUUCGAAGCGUCUUAGUGACGAACUGAAGGCCAAGAAGAAGAGCGGCUUCAGCAUAUCGAGCUUGUUCAAAUCUCCUGGCCGACCCACCAUCUCUGCUCCCGAGAACCCUGUUCAUAUCACUCAUGUCGGUGUCGACAAUCGUACCGGCGAGUUCACCGUAAGUUCUUUGACACUCUCGGUCAGCCAACUGCUAACUUCCCUANNGGGUCUUCCUCGCGAAUGGCAGAACAUCCUGGCUAGUGCUGGCAUUUCGGAACAGGAACAAAAACGAGACCCUAAGGCUAUUGUCGACAUUGUCACUUUCUACAAGGAGAACGCAGAGAAGAACCCUGAAGAUGGCAUCUGGCAGAAAUUUGGUCAAGCUCAUGCGCGCGACACUCCGCAGCACAUGUCUCCUCCCAGCGGCCUCACAUCGCCCAUAGUCACUCCUGGCUCAGGAUUCACGUCGCUUGUUAGUCCUCCGCAAAGCCCACGCUUCCCACCCAACAACGAGGAUAGCUUUGAGAACCCCAGAGCGGCUCCUCCUGUCCCUCGCAAUGUCGGUCUCGGUCUUGGUCCAAUGUCACCUACUAUGUCUAGUGGAAACACAAUUCCCCUGCGUGCAGCCCCACGCCCUCCUGGUGCGACUCCCAAUGGUCCUAGUAUGAAUCCUGCUCGUGCAGCUCCUGCUGCUCCCGGAACAACGUCUCCUCAACAACCAAACCCCCAAGAUCAACAGCCUGCCGUCCAAUAUGCACCCCCAACCAUCAAUGAAGUAUCACAACCUACUAUGUCUCGUUCACGGUCAAACACUGCAACUCAAGCGCAACAAUAUCAGCCCCCAGCUGCUUCUUCGCCUUAUGCAUACCAGCAACAACAGCAACAAGCUAUGGCUGCGGCGCAGGCAGCACUCCAGCAAUCAAGUCUUGAACGCAAGCAAAGUCAACGCGCUCCUCAGCAACCUCAUGUGCAAAUCCCAAAUUCCCAGGCAGUCCCUAUGCCCAGCCAGGAAGCUCGAGUCGGUCCCGUUCCUCGCCCGAGACAGCGACCUCAGCGCCAAAGCCAGCAGCAGAAUGGAGAAAUCAUCCAGAAACUCAAUGCAAUCUGUACACCUGCAGAUCCUACAAAGAAAUACCGUGGCCUCAACAAGAUUGGUCAAGGUGCUUCUGGUGGUGUUUUUACAGCUUAUGAGGUUGGCACUAACAAGUGCGUCGCUAUCAAGCAGAUGAACUUGGAACAACAACCCAAGAAGGAUCUGAUCAUCAACGAGAUUCUGGUCAUGAAGGACAGCAAGCAUAAGAACAUUGUCAACUUCAUGGACAGCUACCUGGUCAAGGGAGACUUGUGGGUCGUCAUGGAAUACAUGGAGGGUGGCAGUUUGACAGACGUUGUUACGUUCAACAUGAUGUCCGAACCGCAGAUUGCAGCUGUGUGUCGUGAGGUAUGUUUCUUUUCACCAAGAUCCCAAAAUGGGAUGACUAACGUUACGUCCAGNACUCUGCACGGUCUUCAAUUCCUCCACUCGAAAGGAGUCAUUCAUCGUGAUAUCAAGUCAGACAACAUCCUCUUAUCACUUGAGGGAAACAUCAAAUUAAGUAAGCAGUACCAAUUUCCGGUUGUGAAAUCUCGACUAACACUUUGCAGCNNUGACUUUGGCUUCUGUGCACAAAUUAACGAGUCUCAACACAAGCGUACAACCAUGGUCGGCACACCAUACUGGAUGGCUCCUGAAGUGGUAACACGAAAGGAAUACGGCCGCAAGAUUGACAUUUGGUCACUCGGUAUCAUGGCCAUUGAGAUGAUCGAGGGCGAGCCCCCAUACCUCAACGAAUCACCUUUGAGAGCUCUGUACCUGAUCGCUACCAACGGUACACCUCAAAUUAAGGCUGAGGAGGAACUGACGCCUAUUUUCCGCGACUUCCUCGCAUUCGCGCUCAAGGUUGAUCCUGAUAAGAGAGCCAGUGCGCACGACUUGCUGAUGGUAAGCAAUCUCUAUUGCGGAUGUCUUAAUCAUGUGCUAAUGUGUUCAAUANNGCAUCAAUUCAUCCAAGGCGCAGAGCCACUGGCAACGCUUGCACCCCUUGUACGAUCGGCUCGCGCAGCAAGAGCUGAGGAGCGCAAGAACAAGGGCAUCUGA
Messenger RNA from Aureobasidium musti, 2703 nucleotides. NCBI's taxonomy places the organism in Eukaryota, Fungi, Ascomycota, Dothideomycetes, Dothideales, Saccotheciaceae. The record is from the annotation of a GenBank genome assembly.